Messenger RNA from Tinamus guttatus (white-throated tinamou), 2202 nucleotides. Lineage: Eukaryota; Metazoa; Chordata; Aves; Tinamiformes; Tinamidae. The record is from RefSeq and is a predicted model, not a curated record.
AUGGAUUUGUGGAACACUUUGGGUCAACUGCCUCGUUGGCAGCCUUUGAGGGAGCAUGUGGAUAUAUGCAGCGUGUAUAGUGGAACUACAGUAGUCUCUAUAAGCAUUACCACUUGGUCCAAGACAACGGAUGUAAAUUUAUCCAACUCCUUAAAUGGUUUGAGCUUGAUGGGAAUUUUGGAUGCGAGAGCUGGCAAUGGUAUCCAGAGUCUUCAAAACUGCAGUUCAAGGGCGCCGAGGUCUCUCUCGUUGCCUGCAUACGAGCCCAGCCAACAUUGCAGUGCUUUAGAAGACUGUCAUAGCCUUAAAUCUGUGGAUUCUGGUAUUCCAACUCUAGAAAUAGGAAAUCCAGAGCCUGUUCAUUGCAGUGUGCUGCAUGUGAAGAGGAAGCAGUCGGAACCCGAAAUCGUGCCUGAUAGAGCUUUUCAGAGCGCGUGCGCGCUGCCCUCCUUCGUGCCUCCGCAUCCGCUGGCUUCCGAGCACGAGCCUCCGGUGCGGAAAUCCUCCACCUUCCCCAGAACGGGCUACGACAGCGUCAAACUUUACAGCCCAACCGCCAAAGCUCUGAAUCGAAGCGAUGACAUCUCGGUCUGCAGCGUGUCUAGUCUUAGCACAGAGCUGUCGACAACUUUAUCUGUUAGCAACGAAGACAUUUUGGACUUUGUGGUCACGAGCAGCUCGAGCGCGAUUGUGAAUCUCGAGACUGACGAUGCGCACUUCUCGGACGUCACCCUGAACUCCACCAAGGAGACCGGUGAUCAGAGCCAGCAGGAGUGUUGUCAGGAGGCAGAUGUGGACAGUAAACUGAAAAUCUUGGGACCUUUUACCAACUUCUUUGCCAGGAACUUGUUUACCAGAAAGCAAAAUGCAAGACUUGAAAAACCAAGUGAUGUGGGAUGGAAGUUGUUUGGAAAAGUACCCGUCAGAGAAAACUCCCAGAAAGAUCCAAAGAAGUUGCAAAAGGAAUAUGAAGAAAAAACUGGACGAUCUCACAGGCCACUUUCUCCCAAACAGAAUGUGAGGAAGAAUCUUGAUUUUGAACCACUCUCCACGACAGCGCUUAUUUUAGAGGACAGGCCAGCGAACCUCCCUGCAAAACCAGCAGAAGAAGCUCAGAAACAUAGACAACAGUACGAAGAAAUGGUGGUUCAAGCAAAAAAAAGAGAGCUUAAAGAAGCCCAGAAGAGAAAGAAACAACUGGAAGAACGCUGUAAACUGGAAGACAGCAUUGGCAAUGCUGUUUUAACUUGGAACAAUGAAAUCUUGCCCAACUGGGAAACUAUGUGCUGCUCGCGGAAGGUCCGGGAGCUGUGGUGGCAGGGCAUUCCGCCGAGCGUGCGCGGCAGGGUCUGGAGCCUGGCCAUCGGCAACGAGCUCAACAUCACCCACGAGCUCUAUGAUAUAUGCCUGGCUCGUGCAAAAGAGAAAUGGCGAUCACUUAGCACAGGAGGGGCCGACGUGGAGUGUGAGGAUGCUGGGUUUUCUGCAGCUGACAGAGAAGCAAGUUUGGAGUUGAUAAAACUGGAUAUCUCAAGAACGUUUCCUAAUCUCUGUAUUUUCCAGCAGGGUGGUCCUUACCAUGACAUGCUGCACAGUAUUUUAGGAGCCUAUACUUGUUACAGACCUGAUGUAGGCUACGUGCAGGGCAUGUCGUUCAUUGCAGCGGUGUUGAUCUUGAACUUGGAUACUGCAGAUGCCUUCAUUGCUUUUUCUAACCUUUUGAAUAAACCCUGUCAGAUGGCGUUUUUCCGUGUGGACCAUGGCCUUAUGUUGACUUACUUUGCCGCAUUUGAGGUAUUCUUUGAAGAAAAUCUGCCAAAGUUAUUUGCCCACUUCAAAAAGAAUAAUCUGACUCCAGACAUCUAUCUUAUUGAUUGGAUAUUCACACUGUACAGCAAAUCGUUGCCACUAGACUUGGCAUGUCGUGUCUGGGAUGUGUUCUGCCGUGAUGGGGAAGAGUUCUUAUUCCGAACAGCCUUGGGAAUAUUGAAACUUUUUGAAGAUAUUUUGACCAAAAUGGACUUUAUUCACAUAGCCCAGUUUCUAACAAAGCUACCCGAAGAUUUGCCUUCAGAAGAAUUCUUCGCAUCUAUUGCUGCCAUUCAGAUGCAAAGUAGAAACAAAAAAUGGGCUCAGGUACUGGCUGCUCUGCAGAAAGAUAACCGGGAAAUGGAAAAAGGAAGCCCAUCCCUCAAGCGCUAA